ACAAGUGCGCCUGCUUGGACUUUGCGGCUGCGCAGUAAUGACAACAAACAUGGCGAUAGGAGAGUGAGGCGUCCAGUUCUGUAUAACAGUUCAUGUAGCCAACAGUGUGAUUUAAUUAUAUAUCACCGAAAAAGGUCCAAGACAGAAAGAUGUCUCGACACAGAAAUGUCCGGGGUUAUAACUACGAUGAAGAUUUGGACGACGACGAUAUAUAUGGGCAGUCUGUUGAUGAUGACUACUGCAUUUCACCGGCUACAGCUGCCGAGUUCAUCUAUUCCAAGCGCGAUAAGCCCUCAGUCUUCACAGAGCCCCUUGAAGAAGAGAAGUUUGAGGUUGAGGAGCAGGCUGUACCCCCUUCUUCCCCCAGCACGAACCAUGAAAAACUUAGUGAAGUAGAUCAAGCUCAGUUGUUUUCAUGCCUUGAUCAGAUGCGAGAGGUCCUCGGUGACUCUGUCCCAGAUCCUGUUCUGGUGGAAGCGGUUCUUAAGUGCCGGUUUGAUUUACAAAAGGCCCUGGACCUCAUGUUAUCUGAGGAAGGCAAGAAGACACCAAGUGCAAGAAACCACAAUGAGGUCUCUACAGGGAAAGCUGCCAAAGGAAGAGCAAGAGAUCCAACGGUGACUAAAAUUGACUCAGAAAUCGUGCCUAAAGUUGCCAGAAUGACUGUGUCUGGAAAAAAGCAGACAAUGGGAUUUGAUGUUCCAAGUACCGAAGAGAAUGGGGUACUGGGUAGCACUUCCCGCAGGGGUCAAGUUCCUGAAGAAAUUCCCCCACCAGCACUCCCAGAUGCUCCGUCCAAAGUUGCAUUUUCACCUCCCUCCAGCCAGAACCUCUCCGAGGAGUCUCCAGCUGUGCCAACCCCUGUCAGAAUGUCCAGCAAAGCCAAGCAGCAGAUCAACAUCAAAGCAGAACUGGAGAAAAGACAAGGAGGAAAGCUUCUGCUGAACCUUGUUGUUAUAGGUCAUGUAGAUGCAGGUAAAAGCACAUUAAUGGGCCAUCUUCUUUACUUGCUGGGUAAUGUUAACAAAAGGACAAUGCACAAGUAUGAACAAGAAUCCAAGAAGGCUGGAAAGGCUUCCUUUGCAUAUGCCUGGGUACUGGAUGAGACUGGGGAAGAAAGAGACAGGGGUGUGACCAUGGAUGUUGGAAUGACCAAGUUUGAGACAAAGACAAAAGUGAUCACAUUAAUGGAUGCACCUGGUCAUAAAGACUUUAUACCCAACAUGAUCACUGGAGCUGCUCAGGCUGAUGUGGCAGUACUUGUGGUCGAUGCCAGCCGCGGAGAGUUCGAAGCAGGUUUUGACGCAGGCGGGCAGACGAGGGAGCAUGGGCUGCUGGUUCGGUCUCUUGGCGUCACCCAGCUGGCAGUCGCUGUCAACAAAAUGGAUCAGGUGAACUGGCAACAGGACAGGUUUAAGGAAAUUUCCUCUAAACUUGGACAGUUCUUGAAACAAGCUGGUUUCAAGGAGACUGAUGUGUCCUAUAUCCCCACUAGUGGGCUCUCUGGUGAAAACGUGACCACUAAGAGUAAAGAACCCGAGCUCACCGCUUGGUAUAAAGGACCUUGUCUUCUGGAACAGAUUGAUGCCUUUAAGUCACCACAAAGACCAGUGGAUAAACCUUUUAGACUGUGUGUCUCUGAUGUUUUUAAAGAUCAAGGAUCAGGAUUCUGUGUGACUGGAAAGAUAGAAGCAGGUUAUGUACAGACAGGGGACCGGAUAUUAGCAAUGCCCCCGAAUGAAACCUGUACUAUUAAAGCUAUCACGUUGCAUGACGAGCCAAUCGACUGGGCAGCAGCCGGAGAUCACGUUAGUCUCACAGUGACUGGCAUGGAUAUCAUCAAAAUCAAUGUUGGGUGUGUGUUUUGUGAUCCAAAGGAACCUAUUAAAGCGUGUACACGAUUUCGGGCGAGGAUCCUCCUGUUCAAUAUUGAAGUUCCAAUAACACAAGGAUUUCCUGUGCUGUUGCAUUACCAAACUGUCAGCGAACCUGCCACUAUUAGAAAAUUAGUAAGUGUUCUGCACAAAAGUAGCGGAGAAGUGCUGAAGAAGAAGCCAAAGUGCUUGACUAAAGGUCAGAAUGCAUUGGUGGAACUACAGACCCAGAGACCAGUUUCUCUCGAACUCUACAAAGACUUUAAAGAGCUAGGACGCUUCAUGCUGCGGUAUGUCGGAUCCACUAUAGCUGCAGGCGUUGUCACAGAGAUCAAAGAAUGAAGUGACUUAUCAGCCCAACUCAGUGAGAGGGAACCUCCCAGCUUUAAUCAUCCAAGAGCUCCAGUUAACAAAAACAAAAAAAAAAGUGCAAUUGUUCAAAUUUCUUCAAAAUGGACUUCCAGUGAAUGUGAUUUCGUCCAUUUAUGAUAUUAUAUAUCAUUGUACCUCUAUGGAUUUGCAACUGACCACAUAUUAAAACCAGUGUGACCUCAAUGCUGAAGUGUUCAACGGUCUCUGACAGUGUCCCAGAUAUGAGUAGAAAAUGGCUACCUGAAUCCAGGUAUUUCUUAAGCUUGCAUAAUAUAUACAUAUAUAUAUAUAUUUAACUGGUAAUCUGACUCUACUUCCAGGUUAAUUUCUAAACUAAGAAACUCUGUUUGAGAGAAUUGUAUGUAGUGUAUACAGCAGCCAGAAAGGGAAGUAGCAAGUACACAAUUUCCAUAUACUUUGGGGGAAGAUGUGAAAAACUCUAAUGCUAUAAAUGUGGAGAAAUGAUAAUGAAUUAAUAAUAAUAAAGUAUACCAUGGUUUAAGCAUA
This is a messenger RNA of Acipenser ruthenus (sterlet), 2753 nucleotides long. RefSeq names its product HBS1-like translational GTPase (gene hbs1l). Gene Ontology annotation, molecular function: GTPase activity; GTP binding. Gene Ontology annotation, biological process: translation. The record is from RefSeq and is a predicted model, not a curated record. The transcript has 18 exons. Lineage: Eukaryota; Metazoa; Chordata; Actinopteri; Acipenseriformes; Acipenseridae. Bases 150 to 2216 code for a protein of 688 amino acids.